CACUUUAAGAGGCGGGACGUCAGUGUGACGUAACGCUACGGGUGCCGAAGAGCGGGUUGGGUCAGGUCCCGCCCGUCCUUUCCUCUUACGGGAACCUAUCGUUACUGGGUGCACGGAUUGUAAACAUGGCUGCGUGCACAGCGGAAAGUCUGUGUUGCAAACCCCCAUAUUAGUGACUGUAAAACCGAGACACACCAACAUGGAGACCGAGGAGGAGCAGCACAUGACCACGCUGCUCUGCAUGGGCUUCCCGGACGCGGACGCCAUCCGCAAGGCCCUUCGCAUGGCCAAGAAUGACAUCAACGAGGCGGUGGCGCUGCUCACGAACGAGAGCCCCGGACUCGGCUACGGCUACGAGCCGAUGGAGAGCGGGCCUGGGCCCAGCGGGGACGGAGAGAGCAGCGGGAGAAGUGGGAGUGGUAGCGGGGGGUUUGAUCCACCUCCCGCCUAUCACGAUGUGGUGGAAGGAGAGAAGAACAAUGAUGAGAAUGGGAACUGUUCCGAGGGAAACGUUGAGUUCCCCACCACUAACCUGUAUGAGCUUGAGAGUCGGGUGUUUACUGAUCACUGGUCUAUACCUUACAAGCGCGAGGAGUCGCUGGGCAAGUGCCUGAUUGCUUCCACAUGCCUGGCCAAGCUGAGUCUUGCUGAUGCAGAUGAGAACUGCAAGCGCUUCAUAGACAGAUGUAUGCCUGAAGCAUUCAAAAAGUUGCUGACGUCAAGUGCCGUCCAUAAGUGGGGUACUGAAAUCCACGAAGGUAUCUACAACAUGCUGAUGUUGUUGGUGGAUUUGGUGGCCGAAAGAGUGAAACUGGAGCCCAUCCCCGUUGGCCUCCUGGGAGUGCUUACAAUGGCUUUCAACCCCGACAAUGAAUACCAUUUCAAAAACCGGAUGAAAGCUUGCCAGAGGAACUGGUCUGAAGUCUUUGGUGAAGGAAGCACGUUUGCUGUCUCGCUUAGUUCCAGCUUCCAGAAGGAGCCCCAUGGUUGGCUUGUAGAUUUGGUAAAUCGGUUUGGAGAACUGGGCGGGUUUGCUGCUAUUCAAUCCAAAUUGGGCUCUGAGGAAAUAGAAAUUGGGUGUGUCUCUGCUUUGGUUCAGCCCCUGGGAGUGUGUGCAGAGUAUCUGAACUCCAGUCUAGUACAGCCCAUGCUGGACCCAGUUAUUCACAAAAUGAUCACAUACGUGCAGAACGUGGAGGAAAAAGAUCUGAAAGAUAAGCGGCUCGUCAGCAUCCCUGAGCUCCUGUCUGCUAUAAAGCUGUUGUGUAUGAGGUUUCAGCCUGACCUUGUCACAGUGGUGGAUGACCUUCGAUUGGACAUCCUCCUACGCAUGCUGAAAACGCCACACUUCAGUGCCAAGAUGAAUUCCCUCAAGGAGGUUACUAAGUUGAUAGAAGACAGUACAGUGUCCAAGACGGUGAAGAAUGCCAUCGACACUGAUAAGUUAUUGGACUGGCUGGUAGAAAACUCAGUUCUGUCAAUAGCCCUGGAAGGGAAUAUUGAUCAGGCACAGUAUUGUGAUCGAAUAAAGGGAAUUAUCGAGCUGUUGGGGAGUAAACUGUCUUUGGAUGAAUUAUCUAAAAUCUGGAGAAUACAGGCUGGACAGUCUUCCACUGUUAUCGAGAAUAUCCACACCAUCAUUGCUGCAGCAGCUGUGAAGUUCAACUUUGAUCAGCUCAGCCAUCUGUUUGUUCUAAUUCAGAAGAGCUGGGAGAUGGAGAGUGACCGGGUGCGGCAGAAGCUGUUGAGCCUCAUUGGGAGGAUUGGCCGCGAGACUCGCUCCGAGGCCACCACUGGAAAGGUGCUGGAGGUUCUUUGGGAGCUGGCCCACUUGCCGACGUUGCCCACUAGCCUGGUGCAGCAGGCCCUGGAGGAGCACCUCGCCAUCCUGAGCGACGCCUACGCAGUCAAGGAGGCGGUGAAGAGGAACUACAUCAUCAAGUGCAUUGAGGACAUCAAGAAGAUACUAAUUCAGGAGGAAACAAAAACGCCCAUGGAGACACAAGUCUCUUUUCUAAUGGGUUCCUGGGGCAAGAAGAAACCAUGUUCGAUUUCAAAAUCGUCCCAGCAGAGUAACCCCCAGGCGGUCUGGGUUGUGCCGGCCCUGCGCCAGCUCCAUGAGAUCACACGCUCCUUCAUCAAGCAGACCUAUCAGAAGCAAGACAAGAGCAUCAUUCAGGAUCUGAAGAAGAACUUCGAAAUCGUUAAGCUGAUAACAGGCAGCCUGGUCUCCUGCCAUAGGCUCGCCGUGUCUGCGGCAGGCCCUGGGGGGCUGUCUGGAUCCACGCUGGUGGACGGCAGAUACACUUAUCAAGAGUACCUGGAAGCGCAUCUGAGAUUCAUGGCUUUUUUCCUCCAAGAGGCCAGCUUGUAUCUUGUAUGGAACAGGGCUAAGGACAUCUGGGAGUGCCUGGUGUCUGGGAUGGAUAUCUGUGAACUUGAUCGAGAGAUGUGCUUUGAGUGGUUUACAAAAGGACAGCAUGAUCUGGAGAGUGACGUCCAGCAGCAGCUUUUCAAAGAGAAAAUCCUAAAGUUGGAGCCUUACGAAAUCACCAUGAAUGGGUUUAACCUUUUCAAGACCUUCUUUGAGAGUGUGAAUUUGUCUGACCAUCGUUUGAAAAGACAAGGAACACAGUUGUUUGUAGAAAGGCUGGAUUUGGCAGGGAUGGAUUUUAUCUGGAGGAUAGCUAUGGAGUCACCAGAUGAAGAAAUUGCCAACGAAGCAAUCCAGCUGAUUAUUACCUACAGCUACAUCAACUUGAAUCCCAAAAUGAGAAAGGAUUCGGUGUCCCUACACAAGAAAUUUAUUGCAGAUUGCUACAAAAGAUUAGAGGCUGCCAGUUCAGCCCUUGGGGGCCCUACUCUUACUCAUGCUGUUACCAGGGCUACCAAGAUGCUGACGGCUACAGCCAUGCCUACAGUAGCCACGUCUGUGCAGUCACCUUCCAGGUCUACGAAAAUUAUAAUAAUUGAAAGAUUGCUGUUACUUGCAGAACGAUACGUUCUCACUAUAGAGGAUCUGUAUUCUGUUCCUCGGACUAUACUACCUCAUGGUGCUUCCUUCCACGGUCAUCCUGUGACCCUGCAUGUCACCUAUGAGUCAACUAAAGAUACGUUCACACUGGAGGCACACAGUAACGAAACUGUUGGGAGCGUCAGGUGGAAGAUAGCAGAGCAGUUAAAUAGUCCUGUGGAUAAUGUCCAGAUCUUUGCUAAUGAUAGCGUGUUAACAAUGAAUAAAGAUCAGAAACUGCUGAACCAGCUGGGGUUCUCGGACGAGCAGGGUCUGACGGUGAAGACCUCCGGGACGGGCACUCCCUCCGGUAGCUCUGCAGACUCCUCCGCCUCUGCCAGCAGCAGCAGCAGCAGCAGCGUCUUCAACUCUGCCUACGCCCUGGAGCAGGAGAAGUCUUUGCCUGGUGUGGUGAUGGCUCUGGUGUGCAAUGUGUUUGAAAUGCUGUACCAACUUGCCAACUUAGACGAGCCGAGGAUAACGUUACGAGUUCGGAAACUACUUCUACUAAUUCCCACGGACCCCGAGGUUCAGGAUGCCCUUGAUAACUUUGUCCCCAAAGAGUCAAGCGUAUGGAGUCACCAAAAAACCUUGUUUACAGUGGCGUCGGGAUCUCAGGCUUCGAAGUCCCCAUCCCUGUCCUCAAAGCAGCAGCACCAGCAAAGUGCCUCCUCCAUUCUAGAGAGCCUCUUCCGCUCCUCCGCUCCUGGCAUGUCAACCUUCAGAGUGCUCUACAAUCUAGAGGUCCUCAGUUCUAAAUUGAUGCCAACGACAGAUGAUGAAAUGGCAAAAACCAGCGUGAAAUCUUUCUGUGAGAACUUUCUCAAAGCAGGGGGCUUGAGUUUAGUGGUGAAUGUCAUGCAGAGGGACUCUAUUCCUUCAGAGGUGGACUAUGAAACCAGGCAGGGCGUUUACUCCAUUUGCUUGCAGCUUGCAAGGUUCCUAUUGGUGGGCCAGGCUAUGCCCAGUUCUCUGGACGAAGUGAUGUCAAAGGACGGUGUGGACGCACUGUCCUCAAGGCCGUUCCGGAACACCAGCCGACAGAACAGCCGACAGUUGUCCUUCGGCGGGACCCCCGAGAAAUCCUCCUACCGGCAGAUGUCCAUGUCAGACCGGUCGUCGAUCAGGGUGGAGGAGAUCAUACCGGCUGCACGAGUAGCCAUUCAGACGAUGGAAGUGAAUGACUUCACCUCGACUGUGGCCUGCUUCAUGCGCCUCACCUGGGCAGCAGCGGCUGGGCGCCUUGACUUGGUGGGGAGCAGCCAGCCAAUCAGAGAGAGCACCAACUCCCUGUUCCCUCUGGGGGUGCGCAAUCGCCUCAGCAGCACAGGUAGUAAUUGUAGCUCUGGGAGUGAGGGAGAGCCGACGACCUUGCACGCUGGGAUCUGUGUGAAACAGAACUGUGUGUCCAUCAAAGACACUAUCAUUGCCCGAGAAGCCUUGUCUUUACUGGUUACCUGUCUGCAGCUACGUUGCCAGCAGUUAGGUUGCUUUUAUAACUUGCCUUGUGUAAGUGAUUUCAUUAUUGAUAUUCUUCUUGGAUCACCCAGUGGAGAGAUCCGCAGUGUGGCUUGUGACCAGCUCUACACACUGAGCCAGACGGACACCUCUGCCUAUCCAGACCUGCAGAAACCCAACUUGUUCUUGUUACGGGUGGUGCUGACCGCGCAGCUACCCCUGUGGUCACCAACCAGCAUCAUGAGAGGCAUCAACCAGAGGCUGUUAUCUCAAUGUGCUGAGUACUUUGAUUUGAGGUGCCAGUUACUUGAUGAUUUGACCUCAACAGAGAUGGAGCAGUUACAGAUCAGCCCGGCUGCCAUGCUGGAAGAUGAGAUAAACUGGUUAGAUAACUUUGAGCCGACAUGGACUGCGGAGCUGGAGACGAGUGAAGCCGAUAACAUCCUGCAGGCUGGCCAUUUACGACUCAUCAAAACCCUUUUAUCCCUGUGUGGGAACGACAAAGAACAGCUGGGUCCUUCUCUGAUCCAGCAGUUGUUGGAUGACUUUCUUUUCCGUGCCUCUCGGAUUAUUUUGAACAGCAACAACCCCACGGGCAGCUCAUCUAUCAGCCAGCAAGACUUCCACCCCAAGUGCAGCACGGUAAGCAGUCGCCUGGCUGCCUACGAGGUGCUGGUGAUGCUGGCGGACAGCUCCCUCGGCAAUCUGCAGCUCAUCACCAGAGAGCUGCUGUCCAUGCACCACCAGGCAGACCCUGCGCUCACCAAGGAGUUUGAUUACCUGCCUCCUGUGGAUAGUCGCUCCAGCUCUGGUUUUGUUGGACUGAAGAACGGUGGAGCCACCUGCUACAUGAAUGCAGUGUUUCAGCAGCUCUACAUGCAACCAGGUCUUGCAGAGGCCUUCUUGACGAUUGAGGAGGACACGGAGAAUCCGGAGGAAAGCGUGUUUUACCAGGUGCAGUCUUUGUUUGGGCACCUGAUGGAGAGCAAGCUGCAGUACUACGUGCCUGAGAACUUCUGGAAGAUCUUUAAAAUGUGGAACAAGGAGCUGUUUGUAAGAGAACAGCAGGAUGCCUAUGAAUUCUUCACCAGCCUUGUGGAUCAGCUGGAUGAACAUUUAAAGAAAAUUAAUCGGGAACAGAUUUUCAAGAACACUUUCCAAGGCAUUUUCUCAGAUCAGAAGAUAUGUAAAGACUGUCCACACAGGUAUGAACGUGAAGAAACCUUCAUGGCUCUGAAUUUAGGGGUGACCUCAUGCCAGAGUCUAGAGAUCUCCUUGGAUCAGUUUGUGCGAGGUGAAGUGCUUGAGGGAAGCAACGCCUACUACUGUGAAAAGUGCAAAGAAAAGCGUACUACAGUAAAACGCACCUGCAUCAAGUCUCUGCCCAGUGUCCUGGUUAUUCACUUAAUGAGGUUUGGCUUUGACUGGGAGAGCGGCCGAUCCAUUAAAUAUGAUGAACAGAUUAAGUUCCCUUGGGUGCUCAACAUGGAACCCUACACUGUUUCCGGAAUGGCCCGGCAGGAUUCCACUUCAGAACACGGGGAAAACGGCCGCGGUGGGGAGCAGGGCGGCUCCCCACGGAAGAAAGUCACCAUAUCUGAAAACUACGAGCUCGUCGGGGUGGUCGUGCACAGCGGCCAGGCGCAUGCUGGGCAUUAUUACUCGUUCAUUAAGGAUAGGCGGGGAAGUGCCAAAGGGAAGUGGUACAAAUUCAAUGACAAUGUGGUGGAGGAGUUUGACAUGAAUGAUGAGACUUUGGAAUAUGAAUGUUUUGGAGGGGAGUACCGACCCAAAGUCUACGAUCAAUCUAACCCUUACCCCGAUGUGCGGAGACGAUACUGGAACGCCUACAUGCUGUUCUACCAGAGAAUUUCAGACCAGAACUCUCCGGUUUUACCAAAGAAAAGCCGUGUCAGCGUGAUGCGGCAAGAGGCAGAGGAUCUGACCCUGUCAGCACCGUCUUCCCCUGAGGUCUCCCCUCAGUCAUCCCCUCGUCCUCCAAGAGCCAAUAAUGAUCGCCUCUCCCUGCUGACCAAGCUGGUGAGAAAAGGGGAGAAAAAGGGGCUGUUUGUGGAGAAAAUGCCAGCAAGAAUAUACCAGAUGGUAAGAGAUGAGAACCUCAAGUUCAUGAAGAACAGAGAUGUGUACAACAGCGACUACUUCAAUUUCACAUUGUCUCUGGCUUCUGUCAAUGCAACCAAAUUAAAACAUCCAGCGUACCAGGCAAUGGCAAAGGUGAGCCUGCAGCUAGCUAUCCAGUUCCUCUUCCACACCUACCUGCGCACCAAGAAGAAACUCAGGGUAGACACUGAAGAAUGGAUUGCAACUAUCGAGGCUCUGCUUUCCAAAAGCAGUGAAGGCUGUCGGUGGUUAAUUGAAUACCUGGUGGGUUCUGAAGGACGGGAGCUUAUCAAGAUUUGCCUUCUGGAAAGUUGUGUAAGGGAGGUCCGAAUCGUCGUAGCCACUAUCUUAGAGAAGACAUUGGAGAGUGCCUUACAUUAUCAAGACAAGGGUCUUGAUCAGUUGCUGGAGGUUCUGCUUUCACUGCUGGAUAAGGAUGUCCCAGAAAACUGUAAAAACUGUUCCCAAUACUUCUAUCUGUUCAGCAACUUUGUACAGAGGGGUCACAAGUCGUGUCAGCUGCUUCUACAACAUUCUGCCUACAUGAGAAUGUUAAUCUUCCUACUGGGGCCCAACCGGCAAAAUAACCAGAACCGUCGGUGGAGCUCCGCUCAGGCCCGUGAGUUCCUGCACCUCCACAAUACUCUAGCACUCAUGGUGCUGCACACAGAUGCCUCUGGUCAAAGGACUGUAGCUCCUGGUCAAUACAAGCAGAGCCCUCUUGUCAGCAUCUCCAUGCCUGGUCCUCUCCUCGCUCUGCAUGGGGAUAUAGAGACCCUGCUCUUCAAACCAGAGGGACAACCCUACUUACUGGAGGUGAUGUUUGCAAUGCGGGAGCUGUCCGGGCCGCUCUCGUUUCUCUUGGAGAUGAUCACAUCCUGCUGUUUCUGUAAUGAGCCCUUCUCCCUGGGCGUGCUGCAGCUGCUCAAGCAUCAAUUGGAGACUGCACCCCCCCAUGAGCUAAAGAAUAUCUUCCAGCUGCUGCUUGAAAUCUUGGUUGUUGAGGAUCCACUGCAGACUCAGCGACUGAAGUAUGCCUUUGAGUCUGAAAAAGGAUUGCUAGCCCUAAUGCACCAGAGUAACAAUGUGGACAGCAGCCGCUGCUACCAGUGUGUGAAAUUCCUGGUUACACUCGCCCAAAAAUGCUCCCCUGCCAAGGAUUACUUCAAAGAGAACUCAAACCACUGGAGCUGGGCUGUCCAGUGGUUGCAAAAGAAGAUGUCGGAACACUACUGGACGCCUCAGAGUAAUGUUUCAAAUGAGACGUCCACCGCUAAAACUUUCCAGCGCACUAUUUCAGCACAGGACACUCUGGCCUAUGCUACAGCACUUCUGAAUGAGAAGGAGCAGUCUGGGAGCAGCAAUGGGUCAGAGGAGAGCCCUGCCAAUGACAAUUCAGACAGAAGCCUAAGACAGGGCUCAGAGUCUCCGAUGAUACUCGGGGAUUCAAAAAGUGAUCUAGAUGAUGUGGAUCCUUAGGCCUUUAGUCAAGACUGGAUUGCAUUAAAAGAAUGGAAAUUCAUACAGCCAAUCAAAAUGCUGCAUUGACCCUGGGAGAAGAAUGGGGGGAAAAAGAUAACUAAUUGAAAAUUGAAAAAAAAAAAACUUCGAUUGUCAUCAGCAAGAACCUGCUUUUUUCACCUGAGGUUUCAACAAAAACUAAGUUUUCAAAAUUUUAUUACGGGGCUAAAUGGAGUUUUGUUAUAUAUAGAUGAAUGUCAACCAUUUUCCUGUGUGAAGAUUAGAACUAAAUAUUGAUGCAGAGAUUUUUUUUUCUUUUAUAUUGAAACUCAAGGAGGAGGGAGGGGCAAUGCUUUUUAAAUUUUGCUGAUGUAAUUAAAUAGAAAAUAUUCAUAAUAAUGUAAAGGUUUGUUUCAUAGCUAUAAUUGACAGUGUGUAAGAUAAUAUUUUAAAGUGUUGUGGGGGGAGGGGGGGUGUAUCAUCUCUGACUGUAUUUAAUGCUCUCCAGGAGGUGCUUCUGAACAUGUAACACCAGUUCAUGGUUUUUUCCAUCCUUACUAAGACUGAAUGCAAAAGGUUUUCUUUUUUUUUUUUUUUUUUUUU
Acipenser ruthenus (sterlet) is the source of this 8656-nucleotide messenger RNA. RefSeq names its product ubiquitin carboxyl-terminal hydrolase 24. The transcript is spliced from 68 exons. Gene Ontology annotation, molecular function: cysteine-type endopeptidase activity; cysteine-type deubiquitinase activity; protein binding. The record is from RefSeq and is a predicted model, not a curated record. Lineage: Eukaryota; Metazoa; Chordata; Actinopteri; Acipenseriformes; Acipenseridae. The coding region runs from base 200 to 8071 and encodes 2623 amino acids. Gene Ontology annotation, biological process: protein deubiquitination. Gene Ontology annotation, cellular component: cytosol; nucleus.